Lucilia cuprina (Australian sheep blowfly) is the source of this 990-nucleotide messenger RNA. RefSeq names its product 40S ribosomal protein SA (gene sta). Gene Ontology annotation, molecular function: structural constituent of ribosome. NCBI's taxonomy places the organism in Eukaryota, Metazoa, Arthropoda, Insecta, Diptera, Calliphoridae. Bases 111 to 923 code for a protein of 270 amino acids. Gene Ontology annotation, biological process: cytoplasmic translation; ribosomal small subunit assembly. Gene Ontology annotation, cellular component: ribosome; 90S preribosome; cytosolic small ribosomal subunit. The transcript is spliced from 3 exons. The record is from RefSeq and is a predicted model, not a curated record.
UGUAAAACGAACGAAAAACACCGACAACUCAAGUCUAAAAUGACAACUCGUCCAUUUUGUUAUCGCUCCCAGUGGCAUCCACAACGUUCCGUAACUCUUAACACGUUAAAAUGUCGGGAGGCUUAGAUAUUUUGUCCCUCAAAGAGGAAGACAUUACCAAGAUGUUGGUAGCCACUACCCAUUUGGGUUCCGAAAAUGUCAACUUCCAAAUGGAACAAUACGUUUACAAGCGUCGUCCCGAUGGUGUAAACAUCAUCAACUUGGGCAAAACCUGGGAAAAAUUGGUUUUGGCUGCCCGUGCAAUUGCCGCCAUCGAACAUCCCCAAGACGUUUUCGUCAUCUCUUCCCGUCCCAUUGGCCAACGUGCUGUCUUGAAGUUCGCCAAGUACACCGACACCACCCCCAUUGCUGGCCGUUUCACACCUGGUGCUUUCACCAAUCAGAUUCAAUCUGCUUUCCGUGAACCCCGUUUGUUGGUUGUAACCGAUCCAUUGACCGAUCACCAACCCAUCAUGGAAGCUUCAUACGUCAACAUCCCCGUUAUUGCUUUCACCAAUACCGAUUCUCCUCUUCGUUACAUCGAUAUUGCCAUUCCCUGCAACAACAAAUCUCCUCAUUCCAUUGGUUUGAUGUGGUGGUUGUUGUCUCGUGAAGUUCUCCGUCUUCGUGGCACAAUCUCUCGCAGUGUUGAAUGGCCCGUUGUCGUCGAUUUGUUCUUCUACCGUGAUCCUGAGGAAGCUGAGAAGGAAGAAGCUGCAGCUAAGGAACUCAUGCCCGCACCUAAGGUUGAAGAAGUUGUCGAUCAUCCUGUCGAAGAAGCCACCAACUGGGCUGAAGAAGUUGCUGCCGAAGCUGUUGGCGGUAAUGAAGAUUGGAAUGACGAUACUGUCAAAUCCUCAUGGGGUAAUGAUGCCAACUUCUAAGAAAUUAAAGUUGAUUUCUUACUCAAAAUAUUGACCGAAAUAAAAAGUUUAUUUCUAUACAUCUUAA